AUGAGCCUAGUUGAAGCCAUUGAUGCGUCAAUCGACAAAAGACAUGUUUUAAGUACUUGGAUAUUGGAAAAUUUUGGAAUCUUAUCUACUCAUGAUACAACAAAGAACAAUCCCACAGACGUGGCUCAUGUGGAAAAACUGUAUAGUAAUGCUAACGCGUUCUUGACGUAUCUGCCCACCACUGAUGCAGUAAAAGAGAUAUAUUCUCAUUAUCUGUUUUUGAGGUUUUCCCAGCUCUACUGUCUAACCCUUGAACGAUCUAAAUCAGAAGCACCGGGAAGAAUUUUUGACUCUGCAGACCUCUUGACAAACAUUCUAGUUGAGGAGGAUGUAAGUGUUAAGCCGAACGAUUCGCCAGACAAAAAGGAUAAGAAAAAGAAAUUGACUAAAAAAACAUACGUGUUCACUCCAGCAAAGGAUAUGGCUGUGACUAUUCUCACUCAAAUUUUCGAGACAUUUGGGAAGGAUAUCACCUCGCUCAUUCCACUUUUACUUUCCGUUCUGUUCAAAAACCUGAAGAAAGUUAUUGAAAAGCCUAAAUAUAAUCAUGCGACAUACAUGGUGUCCCUUCAACGACUCUUCACUGCUGUUAUCAAGCAGGCUAACUCCCUGGAUACAGCUGACGUCCAUAAGUUUAUCAAAUUUUCAAAAAAGGUCUUUGAAUCCAUUUAUACCAAUGAAGAAAACUUUCCGGUGGAUUUUGUAUCGGCCAUGAUUGACUCUUGGAAUAUAAUUUUGACGCAAGACUCUUUUAUCAAGGAACAUCGCGAGAAUAUUUCAGAUAUCAUAUAUUCCAAAUUUCGGCAUGAAGAGUUGGGUAUUUACGGCUUUGCAAACGACCAUUCUAGACCCCACACUGCCAAAUGCCUAGCUAACGUACUUUUUGACUAUUCUUGCUCAAAGGGAAUAUUGACAGCCCAGGAUGUUUUUGGAAUUUAUGUUAAAAUAUACACACACUCAACGACAAGAGAUGUGAAAGCUGGCUGCUUUGAGUCAUUGGUUCAGUUUCUGAUGCUCAACCUGACUGUAGAUCGGCACUUUUUCAAAGAAUGCGGCUAUUUGGACGUCCUUGUGGAAGUCAGUUCAAUAUUAUGUGUGCACCACACUGAAGGGAGAAAAGUAGGAACUAUUUCCAGAUCGUUGAAGCUUCUCGUCGGCAUGCACAAUCUUCUGUUACCAUACGUGAGUGAAGCAUCAAAGGUCCAAAUGGUAAUGAAAUUGAUCGAUAUAAAAUCGGAAUGCACAGGUUCAUACAAUGAAGGAUUUAUGCAACCAAAUUUUUUGAUGGACGAAAACACACAUAACCAGUGGUAUACAAUAAUCAAACUGGAUCUACUGGAAUGUCUCCUCUUAGAUCUAUCUUCUGUUUACACCAACGACCCCCAACUGACACAGCUCCUGAAGGAUAAGCUAAUGGAAAUGUGCACUGCAGACGUGUUCGCUGUUCGGGUAUGUGCGAACAGGGUUCUAAACACAUUUCUCACUGGCUCCCCGCAGUAUAUUGCGGAGGUUAUUGAAACGUCGCUCGGACAGUUGAAUUCAGGGUUUCAGCAAAAGGAAAACUUUCCGUACUCAACGUUACACGGGUGUUCUCUUCUAAUUGCGAAUUCUAUGGAUAUUGCCGAUAAAAACUACGUGCCGUAUGACCUGAUAAUGCGAGUCACUGUAUUUGCUACUUCAUUUAUAAAGAAUAGCACAACCACUACCACAGGGGAUAAUUACUUCAAGGGACUAGUGUGCUGGAUUCUAAUGAUAGGUCUGAUGAAUUACAGUGAUGAUUCCUAUUUGAAAUUGCAAACAGCUCAGUUGUUCCUUUUCUGGAAAGUUCUCCUUACACACUCAUUUACAUACCGUAAUGAGGAAGAGCUUGUCAGGAAUUUGGAAAUCAGGUCUCACGCCUUAGCGUGUCUUUUGGCAUAUCUGAACAAUGCGUCGAUUGAUAAAGAAAUGGCAAAACAAGUAUCCUACUUGUUAACAAAGUGCUCCAAUUUCAAUCAUUCAGUAUCACUAAAGUCGCAACUUGUUGACCAAACAUUGCUGAACAACGAAAAAAGGAUACUACAAGUCUAUCUGAAGGUUAAAGAUUAUAUUAGCACCGAUUUCAACAGCUCGUUACUGAUUUUGAUUAUGAAAAACUUUUCGGACCCUAAUCUAUACAUAGAGUCGUCGACUACUAUUCUGGAAUCUAUGAAAAAAAUGAGAAAAAAGAAAGACCCAGAAGAUUCUCAGAAGGAAAAAGUGUUUGAUCUGACUGUUGACAGUAUCCUCAGGCAGCAAAAUGGAUUUGCAUUUGGACUGUCCAGCAAAAUAUCGAAAUCGGGCAUUUAUAAUUUGAGUUUACAUGAAGUGAAAAGUGACCUGGCACUCAUAGGGGGGGCGUGGUUUUUCAACAAACAGGAUUGGCAUCGUGCUUUCGAGGACGAGGUUUUUACACCCAUCUCCACCUGUUUGACGAACGAUUCUUUGGUGCUGUUAUACGGAAAACUUUCGUAUGGAGCCGGUGCAUUGUAUUUGCCAAAAACAACCACUUCCUUAAUUGACUUUUCCAUGGAAUUAUUCUCAUCUGUUUUUCCUUACCUGAAUGAUAAAAUCCAGUACUCGGUAAUAGAGAAUCUAAAUUUGUCACUGUUUUCGAAGGCAACAACACCCUUGAGAAGUGUUGCCAUUGCUGCCAAUAUUUGCUCAGCGCUCUAUACUGCCCUGGAAAUAAUUGAAGAUAAGAAUUUAGCUUUGGAGCCGUCAGUUGGAAAUUUGAUCAUAGAAUCGUUCCGCAAGCUUGAUUUCACAAAGGAUAUUUUUUUGACCAAUUUGAACGCAACGUCCAUGGGAUUUGUUACUGCUGCGGUAGGCAGAAGCUUAGAUCCGGAUUCAAGGAGAAAGUUUGUGGAAGACCAGGUUAACAUUCACAUAAAAAAUCUUGUUGAAAUCAAUGACCCUCAUUCACGAAUGUUUUUCGUACUUUCGUUGGCGUCGAUUUACAAAUACAACACCAAUUAUUCUACCUUUAGGAUUAUCUACGAUGUUAUUUUUACAUUAGCGAAGGAUCCCCAUGCACUGAUACACACCUGGUCACUGAGAGCCAUGUCCAUUUUAUUGGAGAAACACCUCGUCAUUGAUAUGACUAGCACCUGCAGUUUGUUGGCUGCGACACAAGAGUUUCUGGUCAAUCCUGAAUACGGGAAAUAUGGUCCUUCUGUCCUAAGAUAUAACUACAAUAUGGAUUACGACUCCUAUGUCAUUAUUGCUGAUAUUGUCAGGGUUCUUACGGAAAAGGUUGGCCCUAGCCUCCUGGAUAUGGACGAAAAAGUUACACAGACUUUCAAAAACAUCACAAUGAGUUCGUUGCUAACAGAUAACCAGGCAUGCAAUCUACAAAGUUUGAAAAUAUAUGAGAACGUCGCGACUUUCAAACUUACGGGAUUUUUCCAGGACACACUAUUCAUCAAGAGCAUGAAAAGUACGAUCUCACAAAGUUUACUGUUGGGAUUUGGUUCGUCCUAUUUCAACACCGAUUUUGUUAUCCCGACAACUAUAUCUCCUAGGUUAGCUAAUCCAGAAGCUGCCCUGGAAUGUUUCCGCAUUUUCACUCAACUUUUCAAAUUAGGGAAGAGAGAAUUAUUUGUUGCUAGUAUUGAAAGUUUUGCCUGGAGGUACUUGUCUGUUUUUCCUGCCUCCAAAGCAAUCAAAUCUUACUUUUCGGAAUGGCUCUUACACGCCAAGGAGGACGAAAAAUGGAUAGAAAAGUUAUAUACAAUGUUCAAUGUUUCGACUGAAAAGUUAUUUGAUGGUAUCUUUAAGCAAUUCGAAAGUCAAUACGAUAGUCGAAACAAUGUUGAAAAAGAAACUAUUGAUCCAGAACAGGAGACAAUAUCCAAUAUUCAAGGAAAUAUGGACAGGGAAAAGAAUGCCGAUACUGUUCAAUGGAAAACCAGGAAAAUACUUCUCAGUCUUAUCAGCAAAUUGCUAAUCAGCAUUUCUAAUAAACCAGGCUUUUCGUUAUUACUUCUACAAAACUUGACUAAUCUAGUUAGUCUAUCUUUUCAAGCUGUUAUAUCCAGGAUCGAAGAGCUAAAUAUGUACGGUUUGGAGAUACUACACUUGAUUUUAAAACACUUUUCGACAGAGAAGGAACAAAAGAUAAAAGCCCUAUUGGUACAGGAAGAAGCCCAAAUCACGAGUUCCCUAAUGGCUGUCUUUCAUAAGGGUGCAUCUCCAAAAGUUGUUUGUAAGGCUAUUGAUAUUGCUGCCGAUGUGAUUUGCUUCAAGAUAUUUCCGGCUGGCGAUCAGAGUAGACUCACACACCUUUUGAUAAAAAUGUUGGAGACCUUAAAAGAUGAUUUUAGCACCAUAACAGUUGGAGAAACCGAACUCAUCACAAAGAGUGCAAAAAGGAAAGUAGAGCUGAAUUUUUUGAAUGGGUGGUCUAAAAUUGUGCAAGAGGCUGUUGCUUCACAUGACGUUGGAAUGCUGGAAUUCACCGUUCCAUAUCACAGCAUACUACUGCCCUUGUGGAUCAUCUCAUUACGUGAAUACAUGCUUACCAAGUACGGAAAUUUUGACUUUGAUACAACAAGUGUAAACGGUGCAGCAAAUGACCAAGCGGAAUCAAGGAGCACCAAAUUAGAACUGUACGAUUCAGUUUGGUUAAACUUUGUGAAGGUGAUUGGUUCCUUUUUAGAUCUUGACAGCGAUUCACUGUCCAUAUAUUUGAGUGACGACGAGUUGGAAAGUUUUAUGUUCAUGCUGUUUGCCCGUUGUCUGGAAGAAAUAACUAAAUCGUCUGACGAAAACGCUUACAGGAUUAAUCUUCUCCAAACAUUGCAUAACUUGAUGAAAAGUCAAAUGCUUUUGAAGCUUUUAUUGCAGGACCCAGUAUUCGAGGAAUUUACAAGUUUGUUUGAACGGUUGAUCAUUACUGGUACUGUUGAGGAAAAAUCAGAAGUAGUUUUUUCUUUGGAUACGGUCAUUCAUGGUUACAACAAGAUAAACGCAUCACCCGAAACAUUUUUAGGCAGUAUUGACAAACUUUACGACGCGAUAAGACUAGUUCUGAUGGUUAUAACACACAUUCUACCAUUUGUGGAAUACAGUGUUUCUGGUUUCGAAUCGACUGAAAAUGAUAUUCAUUUGGGCCCAGAAAAUGCCAAGCUCCUCAAAUAUUGUUUUACUGUUAUGGAUUCCACAGUUUCAGAUUUUGAAGGUGUCUUCAAACUCGAUCUAUAUGCCUGUUUGCUCUUCCUUAUUGGAAAGAUAUAUCAGUCUGCUGUGUGUAAUGAGGUAGUACCUAUAAUUCUACCGCUAUUGAAAUCCAUCACCUCCGGGCUCAAAAAUAAUGGUGAGGAAUCCAAUCUGCUAUACAUUCUUUACAAGUGUAUCAGCGGCGAAUUUGGAAAAACAGUGAGCGACGAAAACAGUCUUGCAACGCUUUUUGUACUUCUGACGGGUGGGUUUUCUGGAUUCCGCAAGGCUGACAUUGACGGGAUCAGCCAAUACAUUAUUUCGUUGCUAGAUUCAGGAGCACAUCAAGAAAUGAUUUAUCAAGGGGUGAAAAGGGUGAUAGAGACGUCAUCAAAUAGCGAUACCUCUAGACUUGUACUGAGACCAAUUAUUAGUCACAUGGUUACCGUUACAGGCGAGUCCAAAAGCAAUUUGAACUCAACACUGGACAUACUACUGGUCGUUUCAAAAUCGAUAAAAGAUGAUUCUGAGAAGGUUGCCUCUUUGUUUAGUAUGUCGUUGAUUCUUAUUUUCGACCAUUUUGACGGGAAGAUUUUACCUGAACAUAUCAGUGAGAAAAUCAUGGUAUUGGCCGAAAGAGACUCUAUGUUGUUUCAGCGUGCACUUAGGUCAACAUUAAACACCAAACAAAUAGACAUUUUACGGUUGUCUGUGCAGGAGAUUUUGAGUUAUGAUAGCUCGAUGGGUUCCAAGGACAAUAACACUCUAGAACUAUUUAAGUAA
Molecule: messenger RNA, 5961 nt
Organism: Huiozyma naganishii CBS 8797
Lineage: Eukaryota; Fungi; Ascomycota; Saccharomycetes; Saccharomycetales; Saccharomycetaceae
Gene: LAA1
Product: AP-1 complex accessory protein LAA1
Exons: 1
Coding region: 1-5961 (1986 amino acids)
Biological process (GO): retrograde transport, endosome to Golgi; endocytosis; intracellular protein localization
Cellular component (GO): endocytic vesicle; membrane; Golgi apparatus
Source: RefSeq, a predicted model, not a curated record